GGUGGUUCACCUUCGUCACUCUUCCGGAGCGUUGCACCAAACUGUUUAUCCAAAAUCCCAUUUUCUCUCUCCUCUCUUUCUCUCUCUGGUUUUCUUCAUUUAUUUAUUCAUAUAUUUAUACUCUUGUUUGGGGGUGCAACCAUCAGCGAUGGCUCAACUGCUGCAACCGCUGCAAUUCACCGUGCCGCUUCUAAUCGCAUGCCAUAAUUUGUUUAUGGGUUUCAUCAUCACUUUCCACUGAUUUAGUUGUUUAGGGUUUCGGUUUGAGAACCCCAUAGUAGCUUUGUACUCAUGUUUAUUUUUUAAGGAACUUAUUCUGGGUGCCUUUGUAAUUGUUCACCUUUACUUUUUUAUGAUCAAAGUUCAUAGCUUUGAAUUGUUCUCCCCCAUUACUGUACCAUCAACAAUUAACAUCACAUUGUUAUAGUUUUUUUUAUUUUUUAUUUUGGUUAUUCAUCUUGUUUUGUAUGAUUUUGUCGGGAAAAGACUGUAAAUUAUCAUAAAUAACUUUUAAUUCUCACAGCUCCCCUUUCAUUGGAAGAAAAAAAAAAAAAAAUUCUGUAAUAAUAAUUCAAAAAAAAAAAAGAAAGAGGAAAAACUGUAUCAAUUUAUUGAUGGGGAGUCCCGGAUUGAGCAAUCGUAAUAAUGGGCAGCAGCAACGCUUAGGCAUAACGGAACCCAUCUCAUUGGGUGGACCAACUGAAUAUGAUGUGAUCAAGACCUGUGAACUUGAGAAGUACUUGCAAGAUGCCGGUUUGUAUGAGAAUCAGCAGGAGGCAGUUAGUAGGGAGGAAGUGCUAGGCAGGCUAGACCAGAUUGUGAAGAUUUGGGUCAGAACCAUUAGCCGAGCAAAGGGACUUAACGAACAACUGGUGCAUGAAGCAAAUGCCAAGAUUUUCACUUUUGGCUCCUAUCGGCUAGGGGUGCAUGGCCCUGGAGCAGAUAUAGACACUCUUUGUGUUGGACCGAGACAUGCAUCCAGAGAAGAAGAUUUCUUUGGUGAGCUACAUAAGAUGCUAUCUGAGAUGCCAGAAGUAACAGAGUUGCACCCUGUGCCUGAUGCUCAUGUUCCAGUGAUGAAGUUCAAGUUCAAUGGUGUUUCUAUAGAUCUCCUUUAUGCAAAAUUAUCUUUGUGGGUUAUUCCCGAAGACUUGGAUAUAUCACAGGAGUCAAUAUUACAAAAUGCAGAUGAGCAAACAGUUCGAAGUCUUAAUGGUUGUAGAGUGACCGAUCAAAUCCUGCGUUUGGUUCCAAAUAUUCAGAGUUUUCGCACGACAUUGAGAUGCAUGAGGUUAUGGGCAAAGUGCCGUGGCGUUUAUUCAAAUGUUGCAGGUUUUCUUGGUGGUAUAAACUGGGCAUUGCUUGUUGCUCGAAUAUGCCAGCUAUUUCCGAAUGCACUGCCUAAUAUGUUAGUGUCUCGAUUCUUUAGGGUAUAUACUCAGUGGCGUUGGCCAAAUCCAGUAAUGCUUUGUGCUAUUGAAGAAGGAUCUCUUGGACUUCAAGUUUGGGAUCCUAGAAGAUAUCCCAAGGAUAGGUUCCAUCUGAUGCCAAUAAUUACUCCUGCUUAUCCUUGCAUGAAUUCUAGCUACAAUGUGUCAUCGAGUACGUUGCGUAUUAUGUUGGAGGAGUUUCAGAGGGGAAAUGAAAUAUGUGAGGCUAUGGAGGCUAACAAGGCUGAUUGGGAUACUCUUUUUGAGCCUUAUCCUUUUUUCGAAGCAUAUAAGAAUUAUUUGCAGAUUGACAUUUCAGCUGAAAAUGCUGAUGAUCUUAGAAAAUGGAAAGGCUGGGUUGAGUCUCGCCUGCGCCAGUUGACAUUGAAGAUCGAGAGGCACACUUAUGGCAUGCUUCAGUGCCAUCCACAUCCUGGUGACUUUUCAGACAAAUCUAGACCUUUCCACUGCUCUUAUUUCAUGGGUCUGCAACGUAAGCAAGGAGUUCCUGUCAAUGAAGGUGGACAAUUUGAUAUAAGAAUAACUGUUGAAGAAUUUAAGCAUUCUGUCAACAUUUACACUUCAUGGAAACCUGGAAUGGAUAUCCAUGUCUCCCAUGUGAAACGCCGUAGUAUACCUAACUUUGUAUUUCCUGGUGGUGUUCGACCCUCUCGCCCGUCUAAAGUAACUUGGGAUAGUAAGCGUAGUUCAGAAUUAAGGAUCUCUGGCCAUGGUCAAGCAGAAAAGUCUCAAGAAGGUAAAGUGGUUGUAUUAGGAGCAAGUGAUGACAGGAAGAGAAAGCAAGCAGAGGAUAGCGUGGAUAGCUUGAGAAGUUCCAAGUCCUUGGCAUCUUUGCCUCCUUCCAGCAGUGAAGUUCAUGAAGAUAGAAAUCCUAUUAGCACUGCUAAUACUUGUUCUAUGAAAUGCGGUGACUUAGAAGUCAACAGCAUGACUGAACAAAAGAGUGAGAAACCUGAUUUGAAAUCUUCAGGGGAGAGUCCUUCUAGUGAUAGAGAGACCAAUGGAUCACUGAGAAGCACACAAGUCAACCCUAUACUUACUGCUACUGGUACAUCUAGUUCUAAAGAAGCAGAAAAGCUAGCCAUUGAGAAGAUUAUGCAUGGUCCAUAUAAUGCACAUCAAGCUUUUUCAGAAGAACCUGAUGAGCUUGAAGAUGAUCUUGAGUAUAGAAAUCAAGUCAAAGAUUUUGGUGGGAACAUGAAAAACAGCAACUUGGACUCUUCAAACUCAGAGUCUGCAGUCGCGGCAGAACCAGUUAUUUUUAAGAAGGAAACCACUUGUUCAACUCAUUUAUAUUCUAAUGGGGGCUUGGAGGAGCUUGAGCCUGCUGAGCUGACGGCGCCGUUGUUAAGUGGGACUCCUGCACUUGUGCCACAGCGGAAGCCCCUUAUCAGGUUGAAUUUCACCUCCUUAGGGAAAGCUGUUGACAAAAGUUCUUAGACACUUCAAAGCUUUAGCUGCAGAUAAGCUGGGAUGGAAAAGUCUUUUCUAGUUUUCUUUCGUUUUGUAAUAAUGUUGAUAUAGUAAAUAAACCCCGAGCUAGAAAAGCCAACAAUUUUCUCUUAUUUGUAGCAUGAGAAGCUGUUGAAUAUUUAUCACCGGCAAAAUCAGAUUUUGAUAACUUAUAAGUCUAUUUUAU
Messenger RNA from Gastrolobium bilobum, 3090 nucleotides. RefSeq names its product nuclear poly(A) polymerase 1-like. Lineage: Eukaryota; Viridiplantae; Streptophyta; Magnoliopsida; Fabales; Fabaceae. The transcript has 13 exons. Gene Ontology annotation, cellular component: nucleus. Bases 615 to 2891 code for a protein of 758 amino acids. Gene Ontology annotation, molecular function: poly(A) RNA polymerase activity; RNA binding. The record is from RefSeq and is a predicted model, not a curated record.